Molecule: messenger RNA, 1527 nt
Organism: Peronospora belbahrii
Lineage: Eukaryota; Oomycota; Peronosporomycetes; Peronosporales; Peronosporaceae
Source: the annotation of a GenBank genome assembly
AUGCCAUCGGAAUCGACACCACUAAGUCUUCGUUCGACGUCGCUGCAGAUUAAUCUAAGCAUCUGGAGACGUGAAGAAGCUCGUAGGCGAGACAUCAAGCGCGGUGGCUUCUUCAUCCUCGCACUAUGUGCCUCAAUCGUUAUCGUCACGUAUGUAGCCGAACCUACUGUCGAGAAUAACAACACUAACCAUCAAGUCCAGGCUCAUGCAGGGACACAAAAUAUACCUGUCAACAUGACAACUAAAAGUCCUGAAGCCUUUUGCGGACUCACGACGCAAGAUGCGGGAUAUGUGAAGCUGUCCAAUAAGGUCGAUGAUCACUACUUCUACUGGUACUUUGAAUCCCGCAGCCAACCAAGCACUGAUCCACUCGUGCUAUGGCUCACGGGUGAACUAGGAUGCUCGAGUAUGACAGCGUUGCUGACGGAGAAUGGACCAUGUCAUGUGCUGCCGGACCUGUCCACGCAGCUCAACCCGUACUCCUGGACGAACGAGAGCAACGUGAUAUGGCUAGAUCAACCUACGAGGGUGGGCUUUACGUACGGUGACGAACGCGACGCUGACAACGGCGAGGAUAAUGUGGGUGAGGACAUUUACUACUUCCUACAGGGUUUCUUCGAAAAGCACCUGGAACUGUCUGGUCGCGACUUCUACAUUACGGGUGAGAGCUACGGUGGACAUUCUGUGCCUGUGGUGGCGCAUUACGUGUGGCAGAAGAACAAAGCUACCACUGACACAUCACAACAUAUCAACCUGAAAGGUAUUGCUAUUGGCAACGGAUUGAUGCAGGCGUCCAUCCAGUGGCCGCACUACAUCGACAUGGCGAUUGACAAUGCAUACAAUAUCUCGCUGGUAAACGCGACAGAGCUAGAUAAGAUGAAAGUGGCUAUGCCGGUUUGCAUUUCUCUCUUGGAGCAGUGCCCACAGAACACGACGGCGUGUAUUGAUGGACGAGGCUUUUGUAUGGAGAAUCUGUAUGUUCCGCUGCUAAAGGCUGGCCGAAAUCCGUACGAUAUCCGCAUGCCAUGCAAAAACGAAGGGAAUGGCAUGGAGUGCUACGACAUGUCAUAUGUCUCAAAGUAUUUGGACGCUCCCAACGUGCGCAAAUCACUUGGUGUCGACGUGAAACGCGCGGGUGACUGGCAGGAAUGCAACUCGAAAGUGCGUGAAGUAUUUCUGAAGACCGCAGAUGCCGUCACACCGAUUAAUACAUACAUGGCCGAUCUGCUGAACAACGGUGUUCGUGUGCUCAUUUACGCGGGUGACGCAGAUCUCGUGUGUAACUGGUAUGGCAACCAUGCUUGGACACAAGCAUUGCAAUGGAAGGGAAGAGACGGGUUCAAUGCAGCACCUGAGACACCUUUCAUCAUGGCGGACGGCAUGAACGCGGGCAUGGUGCGCUCCUUCAACAACCAGCUUACGUUCCUGCGCGUGUUCAACUCAGGUCAUAUGGUACCUCAUGAUCAGCCUGCAGUGGCCUUAAACAUGCUCAGCAAGUUUCUCAAGAACCAAGCGCUCUCAAGUUGA